CCAUCUCUCACGACGCCGCAGAUCCCCCCCCUGCACGUGUUCGACUCCCGCUCACGGCCAACGUCAGCGACGAUUAUCUCUAAAACCGCUCCUGGUCGCCAACUCGAAACGUUCUGCUGCUGAUAGAGGCGACAGACAAGGGCAGGGGGAUCUUUCUUUGUGUGUGUGUGUGCCAAGGAGCGCACACACCCGUUUCGUGUGGCCAAAUAGUUAAUAGGCUCAGGGCAAGCAGGAAAGCAGCUCCCCCACCACCACCCCGCCUACCUCUCCCCUCCCCGCUCUCCACGGCUAGAGGGACGUGAGCGGGAGAGAGUCGAUAUAAAGCUGGGGUGGAAGGGAACCCUCCCUUCACCAUCAUCAUCACCACCACCACCGCCGUCGGAGAGCGAUCAACUCCACAACUGCUGGGCGCAUCCAUUCAUCUCGUGAUCCUAAACGAGCGGCGCUCCUCCUCCUCCUCCUCGGCGCCAUGACGGACGUGAAGAAGAGGGGCUCCUCCUCGUCGUCACCGUGCGACGACCCCCACGCCGGCAAGACGAUGCUGCCGCACGAGGACGACGGCGGGGCGGCGGCGGUGUGCGGGUCGGGCGGCGAUCCCACGGUGGAGCUCAAGCGCACCAUCACGCUCACCAACGGCGUCGCCAUCAUCGUGGGCACCAUUAUCGGCUCGGGAAUCUUCGUAACGCCCACGGGCGUGGUGAAGGAGGCGGGCUCGGUGGGCCUCUCGCUCAUCGUGUGGGCCGUGUGCGGCCUCUUCUCUACGGUGGGCGCGCUCUGCUACGCCGAGCUGGGCACCACCAUCAGCAAGUCGGGCGGUGACUAUGCCUACAUCCUGGAGGUGUACGGCCCGCUCGUCGCCUUCCUCAAGCUCUGGAUCGAGCUGCUCAUCAUCCGGCCCUCGUCGCAGUACAUCGUGGCGCUCGUCUUCGCCACCUACAUCAUCAAGCCGCUGUUUGCGUGCACCACGGUGCCCACCGUGGCCGCCAAGCUCGUGGCCUGCCUCUGCGUCAUGACGCUGACGAUCGUGAACAGCUACAGCGUGAAGGCGGCCACGCGAGUCCAAGAUUUCUUUGCUGCGGCCAAGCUGCUGGCGCUCGGGGUCAUCAUCGUGCUGGGCUUCGUGCAGAUCGGGCGCGGUGACGUCCCCUACCUGGAGUCGGAUAAGGUGUUUGACGGAACAAAAACGGACGUGGGCAGCAUCGUGCUGGCUCUCUACAGCGGCCUCUUCGCUUACGGAGGAUGGAAUUACUUGAAUUUUGUCACCGAAGAGAUGAUUGAGCCCUUCAAAAACCUUCCCCGGGCCAUCAUCAUCUCGCUGCCCAUCGUCACCAUCGUCUACGUGCUCACCAACCUGGCGUACUUCACCACGCUGUCCCCUCAGAGCAUGCUGGACUCCCAGGCCGUCGCAGUGGACUUUGGGAACUAUCACCUGGGUGUGAUGUCCUGGAUCAUUCCCGUGUUCGUCAGCCUUUCCUGCUUCGGCUCGGUCAAUGGGUCCCUCUUCACCUCCUCCAGGUUGUUCUUCGUGGGCGCUCGCGAAGGGCACCUGCCCAAUUUGCUCUCGAUGAUUCACCGGCGCCUCUUCACUCCGGUGCCUUCCCUCCUCUUCACGUGCCUCAUGACGCUGCUGUACGCCAUCUCGGAUGACAUCUUCUCCGUCAUCAACUUCUUCAGCUUCUUCAACUGGCUGUGCAUCGCCAUGGCCAUCUGCGGCAUGAUGUGGCUGCGCUACAAGGAGCCGCAGAGAGAUAGGCCCAUCAAGGUGAACAUCCUGUUGCCGAUCUCGUUCGUGCUGGCGUGCAUCUUCCUCAUCGUCGUGUCCGUGGUGGUGACGCCGGUCGAGUGCGGCAUCGGCCUCGGCAUCAUCCUCACCGGGAUCCCCGUCUACUUUGUGGGCGUGCGGUGGCAGAACAAGCCGCCGUCGCUGCUUAACCUCAUCAGCUCCAUGACGAUCCUAUCGCAGAAGGUUUUGGAGGUGAUCCCGCAAGAGUCGUGACCCUUCUUGCUCCAACGAAGCCGAAAUCUCUCCACAGCAAAACCACAUUCUCUACUGUGUUUGGGUGGGGUGGGAGAUGGGGGAGGGUUAGGGGGGAGGGUUAGGGGGGGGGGGGGGUUGCCAAUUUGUUACCAGACUUGAUUUCGAAAUGUUUUGCUCCUACACACCCAUACAAACAGAAACUUCUGUGCCACACAAGCCAUCACACAUUUGCCGCUUAUUAAGUUCUCUUAGCUGUCCGUGUGAGAGUAUUCGGCAGGAGGCCUUCGAAGCUCUGUUUUUCUUCGAGUCCUAUUACACGCCAACGUUACAAAUCUUAUCAACUCGUUCUUGUGGGCACUUUUUUUUUUAAACAACUAAUUUAUUACUGUACUUCAUUCCCUUUUUUUUGCAUUUACAUCUCCUAGUGUUUUUUUUUGUGCCAGAAAAAGUCCUUAAGACACUGUUUACAUAUAGCGUCGUGAAACGGAAACACCGCGGGUGGUCAGUUCAGCCUCGACCACAAUAUGAAUUCACGUGGGGAACAAGGAGAGAUCUUUCGAGUAUUCAUUAAAGCUGAGUAUUUUGCAGCAGCCUUUGCAUUACAAAUAUCGGGAAGUUUUGUCCUCGUUUCAAACUUUACAGCCUCGCCCCUCGACUUGUCUGUUACGGGCACAGUCCAGAGGGGCUGGCUGUCUGCCUGCCUGGUGGGGCAGGGCCGGCAAAGACCAGGCGGGGCGGGGCGGGGCCUGUGAGCAGUGGGCAGGUCCAACGUGUGAGCGAGCGAGCGAGAGAGAGCAGCAGGAGGGAGGCCGCCGCUCACUGUGUGGGCAGUGCUAGUGGUGGAGUGGGCGUGGCUUCGUGAGUGGGCGGGGCUGGUGGAGGAAAGGGGCCGUCCAGGUCGCCCGCCAGCAGGCGUCACGUGUCCUGGUCAAGCCCCACAGGAAGUUUGGUGGCCAUGCGUAAACAGAAAAGGGGUCCUGAAAAUUUUCAGCGUUUUAUAACUUCGGCUGCCGUUGUACGUGGCUGUUUUUUUUCUGGAGCUCUUUUUUUUUCCCCUCUCUUCCCCCCCGUGUGCUUAAAAAGGAAGGCUAUUUUAAAUGGCGACGUGGAAAGGCCGUAAAGUAUUUGUCCCAUGAGUUUUUGUACACUUUAAUGCGUACAUGUAAGGAAGUGUGUCAUUUGUAAAAGCAAUUAAUUUGUGUUUGAAGUCAUACUUUAUUUAAAAGAGUUGUGGGCGGCAUUACGAAAGACUGAGGCUGUUGAUACUUUUAUCAAAGUGACGUGUGCCAUUGGGUGCAAACAGAUUCCCAAAGGAGCUUGCAUAACAACGACUGAACAUCUAUUAAAAAAGAGCAUCAUAGCUCAUUGGAUUCCUCCAGUCUGAAUAUUCUGACUAUGGUGAAGUAUGUUUAAUGUGUGACCACAUCAUCCAUCGUGCACUUGCACGUUGACUAAUGCACACAUGAAACCGAAUAAACCGAUACUACGCUUACGA
Molecule: messenger RNA, 3473 nt
Organism: Petromyzon marinus (sea lamprey)
Lineage: Eukaryota; Metazoa; Chordata; Hyperoartia; Petromyzontiformes; Petromyzontidae
Product: large neutral amino acids transporter small subunit 1
Biological process (GO): neutral amino acid transport; amino acid transmembrane transport
Cellular component (GO): membrane
Molecular function (GO): L-amino acid transmembrane transporter activity; neutral L-amino acid transmembrane transporter activity
Source: RefSeq, a predicted model, not a curated record